Sinocyclocheilus rhinocerous is the source of this 1444-nucleotide messenger RNA. It is a transcript of the gene rae1, whose product is annotated as ribonucleic acid export 1. The record is from RefSeq and is a predicted model, not a curated record. Gene Ontology annotation, molecular function: protein binding. The transcript has 13 exons. Bases 119 to 1225 code for a protein of 368 amino acids. Lineage: Eukaryota; Metazoa; Chordata; Actinopteri; Cypriniformes; Cyprinidae.
AGAAGAAGAAGAGGAGGAAGUGCCUAUAGCAGCGUGUGUGUUUAUCAUCUCAGAAGCGAGAACUGGUUUUAUGGGAAUAAUCAAAUAUUUCUACGGCAGUUACUCUUAACAGAUUGAAAUGAGUUUAUUCGGGACGAACACGGGCUUUGGGUCCGGAGGAACAGGUGUAUUUGGCACCACCACCACAGACAGCCAUAAUCCAAUGAAGGAUGUUGAAGUAACAUCGCCACCCGAUGACAGCAUAAGCUGCUUGGCAUUCAGUCCUCCUACAAUGCCUGGGAACUUUCUCAUCGGAGGCUCGUGGGCCAAUGACGUGCGGUGCUGGGAGGUUCAAGAUAAUGGUCAGACUGUCCCUAAAGCCCAGCAGAUGCACACAGGCCCAGUGCUGGAUGUGUGCUGGAGUGAUGAUGGCAGUAAAGUCUUUACAGCCUCCUGUGACAAAACUGCCAAGAUGUGGGAUCUGAACAGCAAUCAGACCAUUCAGAUAGCACAACAUGAAGGCCCAAUCAGGACAAUUCACUGGAUUAAAGCACCAAACUACAGCUGUGUUAUGACUGGCAGCUGGGACAAAACACUGAAGUUUUGGGAUACACGUUCCCCAAAUCCAAUGAUGUCCCUGCAGAUGCCAGAGAGGUGUUUUUGUGCAGAUGUGGUAUAUCCUAUGGCUGUUGUAGCCACUGCAGAACGUGGUCUUAUUGUUUACCAGUUGGAAAAUCAGCCUUCAGAGUUUCGACGUAUAGAGUCACCUCUGAAGCAUCAGCACCGCUGUGUGGCUAUCUUUAAGGACAAGCAGAGUAAACCUACUGGUUUUGCACUGGGCAGUAUCGAGGGACGAGUUGCCAUUCAUUACAUAAACCCACCUAACCCAGCCAAGGACAAUUUCACCUUUAAGUGCCACAGGUCCAAUGGAACCAAUACUGCCACACCCCAAGAUAUUUAUGCUGUGAAUGCUAUCUCCUUUCACCCAGUCCAUGGCACUCUGGCGACAGUAGGAUCUGAUGGGCGCUUCAGUUUCUGGGAUAAAGAUGCCCGCACUAAGCUGAAGACCUCUGAACAAUUAGAUCAACCAAUAACAGCUUGUUGCUUCAAUAACAAUGGAAACAUAUUUGCCUAUGCUUCCAGCUAUGACUGGUCUAAGGGACAUGAAUAUUACAAUCCCCAGAAAAAGAAUUACAUCUUCUUGAGGAAUGCGGCUGAGGAACUGAAGCCUCGGAACAAGAAAUGAUUCGUCAAGCUUCACAUCACAUCUCGGAAGACCUGCGUUUGUGUGUAAAUAUGGGAGAGAGACCUCAAUUUGGCUAACACCUGGACCAAUGGCAUGGCAAUGCAUAAUUUUUAUGGACAAAUCAGAAGGUGGCCAACUGCUCAUAAGCAUUAAUGUGAGCAGUGGCUUUUGAUACGAGUAAGGAAGCCAUGGUUCAGUAUUUCUGGUGUAACUGAUGUA